GAGACUUCGCGGUCCUCUUGACACUUGAAGGUCGAAGUUACGAAAAUAUAACGUGCGAUUGAAAUUUGUCCAAUAAUGUUUCUGUAAACUUUAUGUACAUUUCACGUCCCGGUACCUACUACUUGAUUUUUCAGAAUAUCCCUUUUCAAUGGACUAUUUGAUAAAAUCUUGUGAAAGUUUAGUCAAUCCUACCUGUUCUAUUGAAUUUGAAAAACUUGUGGAAUUUGGCUUAACCGGAAUCGUCAUUCGCGAAUAUCAACUACAAGGAAUUAACUGGUUAAUAAAUUGUGAUUUACAAAAUCAUGGUGGACUAUUAUGUGAUGAAAUGGGUUUAGGUAAAACAUGUCAGGUUAUUUGUUUUAUUUUAGCUAUCAGUAAUUGGAAAUCUAAUGCUACUUUUUUAAUUGUAUCUCCACUUUCUGUUAUAGAAAAUUGGAGAUGUGAACUUCAAAAUAUUGCUCCUAAUAUUUCAUUCAUGACUUAUAUCGGUGACAAAGUAACACGUUCUAACUUACGAUCUAAUUAUAAUAAAUCAAUUAAAAUCCUGUUAACUACUUACGAGAUUUGUAUUAAUGAUGAAGCAUUUUUUAAAACAUUCUAUUGGAACUAUGUCAUUAUUGAUGAAGGGCAUCGUCUUAAAAACUCUAAUACUCAAUUGUAUUCAAUGUUAAAUGAGACAUGUCUAGGAAUUCGUUUUAUACUAACUGGUACACCAGUUCAAAAUAACUUAGAAGAGUUGUUCAAUUUACUGCAUUUUGUCGCACCUAACUAUUUCCAUGGAAAAUUACGUUCUACAUUUUUAACUCAUUUUGGCAAUGCAGAUAAAAAUGAAACAGAUCAAGAUAUGGCAAAAAUUCUACGUCCAUUCCUUUUACGGCGUAUUAAACAAAAUGUCUUAACUGAUUUACCACCACGUGCAGAUAUUUUAAUCUAUCAUUCAUUAACUAGUUUACAAACACAAAUUUAUCGGGCCCUAUUAACACGAAAUACAGAUUUAUUUCAAUCUAUUACUGGUCAACAUAAUAAUGAUCUACGUAUUCAAAAUCGUUUACAGAACUUGAUUAUGAAUUUAAGAAAAUGUGUAAAUCAUCCAUAUUUAUUUGAUGGUAUAGAACCAGAACCAUUCACACUUGGUGAACAUUUAAUUCAAACCAGUUCAAAACUUUUUCUAUUAGAUCUUCUUUUACAAUUUCUAUAUAAUCCUAAUCAUUCUAAUUUGGAUAAAUCAUUUUAUUCUUCUAAUUCAAAACCUAUACAUAAAGUUUUAAUCUUUUCUCAAAUGACUCGUAUGCUUGAUAUUAUACAAGAUUAUAUGACUUUAAGAGGUUAUAGUUAUGAACGUUUAGAUGGUUCGGUACGUGGUGAAGAUCGUUUUCAAGCUGUUAAAAGUUUUAAUGAAGAUCAAGAAACAUUUGUGUUUCUACUUAGUACUCGUGCAGGUGGUCAGGGUUUGAAUCUUGUCUCUGCUGAUACUGUUAUCUUUGUUGAUAACGAUUUUAAUCCACAAAUCGAUGUACAAGCCGCUGGGCGUGCUCAUCGUAUUGGUCAGACCAAGCCAGUUCGAAUAAUAAGACUUGUUUGCCGGCAUACUGUUGAAGAAGCAAUAUUAUCUCGUGCAGAGACCAAAUUAAAAUUAGCAACUCGUGUAUUAAAUACGACAGAUUUAAAACAUCUAGAAAAUAAAACUGAUAAACCGUUCACAUUCGAUGAGUUGAAUAAUGUUCUUAAAUUUGGAUUGGCUAAACUACUCAAGACAACUGAUAACGAUGUUGGCAACAAUGAUGAGGAUGACAAGAAAGUUAAUCUGAAUUUUACUCAAAUACUUGGUGAAACAGAUCAUGAAACAGGACACUGGUUACCAGUUCCUCCAUCAACCAUAAAUAAUGGCACCUUAGAAGAACAGAUAAAUUUUUGUGGUUGGGUGCUACUCACAAAUGAACCGUUUCACUGUGAACCUAGUGAAGCUGAUCAAGAAGCAGUUAAAAAGUUGCAACAAGACUAUGAAUUAACCAAAUCUAAAUUAAGCGUUGAAGAUGAUGAAUUGCUUGCAUCAGAAAAUAUCACAGGAUUUAGUGUAUCGAAUUCUACCUUCACCAAAUUGAAUAAGCAUCGCAAAAAGUUAACACCAGAAGAAAUUGAAGCUCGUAAUAAAAAGGCUGCUGAGACUAAAGCUAAACGUGAAUAUAAACGAAAAGAAAAUGAAGCGAUUCGGAGCGCUGAACGUUUAGAAAGAAAACUUUCCUUAUGGCAAUCUGUUGGCUAUAAAACAUUCAGUGUGUUCCGAGAUGAAUCAACUAUAGCUGAAGUAAAUCAUUAUCCACAUCCUAAUCAUAGGGAUCAAUUAGAGAAUGUACUUGAUAAUGAUAAUGACUUCAGAGAUGAAAUAAGUAAUAACAUGGCAAGUGAAGAGUUUCCAUAUGGAACUGAUGCUGGAAUCUACUAUAAAAUUGGUGAUGCUUCUGAGCCACUUAGUAUUUUCUCAUUAAUGAAAGCUGAAAAUAAAAUUGAUGGUACACCACCAUAUUUUGUAUGUACUACUAUUGAUAACAGUGGUCAUUGGAGUCAUGGUGGAAUAUUUCGAGCUCUUGAUAAACGUAGUAAUAAUCAAAUCAAAGAUGCAUAUGAAUUAGCUGGUCAAAUGGAUGAUUUAAAUUUAGGUGAUUGUUUAAUUGUUCCGAUUGAGAAUCCUGACAAUUCAUCAUCAACAAAAAAAGAAAUUAAAACUUUUAAUGACUAUUUAACCAACCAUCAUAACAAUAAUGAUAAUAGUGAUGAUGGUAGCACUAAACCGAUUGUCCAUAAUCAUUGGUCAAAUAAUUUUUCUGGCCUGUUAAUUGCUCAAAAACAUUCCAGUAAAACGUAUUCAACUGGUGAAGCUCCAGAUUUACAACUAAAUGCAUUAGAAAAAAGUUUAUGUGCUCUUGGAAUGGCUUGUGCUCGUUUAAAAUUGUGCUCUGUUCAUAUUCCUCGAUUAGGACAUGGAACUCAAGCAUUUACAUGGUAUAAAAUUGAAAGAUUAUUAAGAAAACAUCUUGUUGAUCAUCAUCAUAUUUCAGUAUAUGUAUAUUAUUAUCGUCCAGUUAAUACAGAUAAUCAUCAUUCAUCUGAUUCCUGUACAACAUCUACUGCUUCAUGUUCGUCUUCAUCAACUAAAGAACCUUUUAAGUCUCUGAAACGAAAAAUCUCCUCUUCAGAAAACAAAAUUAAUUUUAAUCAAAAUCUGGAAACUAUGCAACCAGCCAAAUAUUUGUAUAAUUUAUUUACAGGCAAAUCAUUCUAUAUUGACAGUUCUUUAGUUGAUGACAAUGAUGGUGAUGUGAAGAAGUUAAAACGAAUAAUCAUUGCAUAUCCUUUUUAUUUGUUCAUUAUUUAAAUGUAAAUUAGAUUGUAAACGAAAUGAUAAGUAUGAACUAACUUUAAGAGAAGACUAAAAUUAUGCUAUUUUUCUUGUGAUAUAAUGUUUCGGUCACGAACUGUCAUUUGCUGGAUCAUGAAUGAGAACCUGGAAACUAUAGAUAGUUGUUCCCUUGAUAGACAGCCUUCACGACCCUACAUCCGAAAAUCAAACCUAGUGAAAUUCAACUAUCUCGAGUGUGAGACAAUUAUCCACUAUAGGUAAUGGAUGAGGGUGAUACAACAUCGUAAAUUGAUUGAAAUUAGACAUUUACCCAAUUGGAUGUCAGCUCAAUAGAUCCAAUAUCCUAGGGGAGUUGUCCCAACUGUUGUUGCUACCUUGACGUGGUGGUCGGGCUUAUCUAUCGUGAUGAACCAAUAGAGCUAUACUGGCUGGAAUAAUCGUUCGUCAAGGUCCUAUCAUGCCAGACAGGUCGGUUGAAGAACGGUAAGACUAAAAGCAGCAAACCCAAAAUUCGAAGGCGAAGUCGUACUGUUGAAUGUACAGAGGUGCGUUUUUCGGACAAUUAGCAUAACAGUGAUACUGCCUUCCCACAACGAGGAGUGGGGUUAGAAAAGGUCGACCCUAAAAAUGCACACUUCGCCCUAUCCCACGGAUAUCCGUCCCCGGCGGUUAAGGUCUCAACAAGUACGGAGCUAACACGAAACCUCAAGCAGUUAUCCCUUGGGCCCUGUAGUCACGCUCUCAGGUCACUAAGACCAUCCCUAACCCAGUUUCUUUUUCAGGUACCUCCAGAAGAACCUUUCCAUGUUAUGGGCAACCGGGAAGUGAUAACCGCCCUCAUAUCUCUAACAGCACUCACGACCACUGUAUUCAUAAUCAACCUCUCUGAGGGGGUUGUAGAUGUGCACUGCUUAGGUGCUUCAUACUGAGGCGAAACAGCUCUUCUGUGUUUUCUGAUUCUCAAUGAUGGUCUAGAUUAAAUCACUUCACGAUUUAAACGAUUAAAAUCCUCAAACUUGUACAAAUUCCUUCAUACUAAUGUUUUUUUUAAAUAGAUAUAUAAUUAUGGUGGAAAACAGUUACUUAUUCACUUAACUAAGCUGUUAACCCACACUCUAUUCAUAAAUUCUAGUAAUACUGUCUGUCUAUGUGAAUCUCCUUAGUUGAUAUCGGAUUCAGUUAAAACUACUGAAUUAUAGUUCCUCUCUAGUCUAAGGUAAAAUGCUUAUCCAAUCCCACUGUCAUCUUUCUGUGGAAAUUCUAGAUUAUAUUUCUUGAUUGUAGUUAGCAGUGAAGUUUAGGACGCCUUUUAAGCGAUAGGUGCUGAUUGCCAGUUUUAGUAUAAUCGCCGGGUACAUUCAACUCAUGAGUCUCAGUUAAGAUGAAAUGCACCUCGUAAAUUAAUUGUAUUCACAUUUCAAAAACACAAUCAAACUUGUAACUGUAAUUUGUAUCGAAAUAAUGACUGAGUCGUUGCUUAUCCCAACAGAGAGUAUUUGAAAUUCAUUACUGAACACCACUGAUGUUAGAAAAUAAACCUUAGUUUGUGUUUAAACCGGAAAAUUUUAACAUUUCAUAAUCACUCAGCUGAUGAGUCCCAAAUAGGACAUAACGCGCGUCCUGAAAUACACUACUAGUCACUAUCCAUCUUUGACUGACCAAAUAUUCGCCUUUUUUUAAACGAACAAGUGAUACAAUCUCAUUCUACUUUUUACCGAUGAAUAUAGCUUUCAUCUUCCCUUAACUAAAUAUUGUUAUUGAUUAAUCUAGUUCACUUAUGAUGGUGUUGUAGUAUCCAACCUAGACUCAUCUGUUACACAUAUUAUUUACACAGGUAAAUUAAACCAGAGGAUGAAACCGAUCGAUAAAGAGAAUUGUUUUCAAUUAUCUGCAUCAUGGAUUUGGCAAAGUAUAAAAAAGCGUAUCUGUCUACCAGAAUCUGACUAUAAUAUAAUGUGAUAUUUUAUGCCUACUUUCUUUUAUUUUUAAGAUUGUAAACAUUAUUUUUCUAGAAGUAUAUCACUUUUCUUUUAAGAUUUCCAUUAAUAUUGUAUAUUGACUAUUUGUAUACAACAAUAAAGUGAUAUAUUGGACG
This is a messenger RNA of Schistosoma intercalatum, 5453 nucleotides long. Lineage: Eukaryota; Metazoa; Platyhelminthes; Trematoda; Strigeidida; Schistosomatidae. The record is from the annotation of a GenBank genome assembly.